GUUUGUGAUGCACCCACAUCCCGGAAUUGUGUAUAGGACGAUAGGUGGUAUUUUCGACAUAUACAUGUUUCUGGGACCCACUCCAGAAAAUACAGUGGAACAGUAUACCGAGCGGUCGAAAGAUUUCCCCUCCCACCGUAUUGGUCUCUUGGAUUUCAGCUCUGUCGUUUUGGAUAUGAUCACAUUGAUAACCUAAGAACCGUCGUGGAUCGGAUGAUCGCUUCCGAAAUUCCUUACGACGUACAAUAUGGCGACAUUGGCAUUAUGGAUAGACGAUUAGAUUUCACCGUCGACCCCAUUAAUUUUGCAGGGCUUGCCGAAUACGUGACGGAAUUGAGAACAAGAGGGAUUAAGUUCAUGACUAUUUUGGAUCCCGCCAUCAGUGUUGGAGAACCCGCCGGUACUUACCCAGCAUUCGAUCUUGGUCAGGAAAUGGACGUCUGGAUCAAAAAGUCGGAUGGAACCCCGAUGCGGGGUCGAGUUUGGCCUGAAGACCACGUAUAUUUUCCCGACUUCCAUAAAAAUGCCACUAGAGAGUGGUGGAUUUACUUGAUUAAACAGUUUCACGAGGAAUUGGACUUUGAUUCAUUAUGGAUUGAUAUGAAUGAACCCGGUAAUUUUGUUAACGGCGAUAUUGUGCAAGGUUGCCCCACCAAUUCUAUAAAUCAACCUCCAUACCUACCUCGAGUUCGGCAAAAUUCACUGUAUGAUCACACCCUUUGCCCUGACCACAUUGAUUCUGCCGGUAUUCACUACAACACGCACAAUCUGUACGGUUGGUCAGAGUCGGAACCCACAGCUACUGCAACUACGCAAGCCGUAGGAAAAAGGACGUUUGCCCUUUCGCGAGCCACCUUCCUUGGUUCCGGCCGUUGGGUAACGCACUGGUUAGGAGACAAUUGGAGCAGUUGGGACAAUCUGCACUUCUCCAUCAUAGGAAUGUUACAGUUCAAUCUGUUCAGGAUACCAUUUAAUGGCCCAGAUAUAUGUGGCCAUCAAUUGGAUGCUACAGCAGAACUGUGUGGAAGAUGGAUGCAGCUUGGUGCUUUUUAUCCCUUCUCAAGAAAUCAUAACGCGUAUGGAAAAUUGGACCAAGACCCGGCGGCAUUUAACGGCAGCAUCAUUGAAAUUUCGAAAACAGCAAUGUCCAUCCGUUACCACCUCCUCCCAUAUUUGUACACCCUUCUCGCCCAACAUUCCAUGAUAGGCGGCACAGUGGCACGCGCCCUUUGGGCGGAAUUUCCUACCGAUCCUGAAACAGCUGGGAUAGAUCGACAAUUCAUGUGGGGUUCCGGUCUACUUAUAACUCCUGUGCUAGAUGAAGGUGCAACCACACUACGAAUAUAUAUCCCUGAUGCCCGUUUCUUUGAUUACUUCACGGGUUGGGAAGUCCCGGUUAGGAAAGCAUGGGAUGAAUUUCCUAUUACCCCGGAAACAAUUGCUUUGGACAUCCGCGGUGGAUCUAUUCUUCCCACGCAAGGUCCUGCUGUAAAUACAAAUCUUGCCCGGCAAAAUGAGCUGGGUUUAAUUGUUGCCUUGGACGACCUGAUGGAAGCAAAAGGAAGCUUUUACUAUGACGCGGGAGACAAUUUAGAUCCGAUCGGUUCUGGAGAAUAUUUCUGGGCCGAAAUUACGCAGGAUCGAUUUGUUGUCCUAAAUUACACCGUAACCGUAAAUGGUUAUGCGGAUAUGAAUCGUCAAGUUAUGGGAAAUAUAACCGUGAAUGGUGGCCCUGCAAGGACUAAUAUCCGUGUGAAUGGUGUUGAUCACACUGAAUUUUUCAUGACACCAGAAAGUCAACUUAACAUUUACAACCUGGCUUUGGUGGCUAAUGAAGAUUUUAUUGUAGAGAUGUCAUGAAUCAUUAAGCAUACAUAAUAAAUCAUUUUAAUAAAU
Folsomia candida is the source of this 1896-nucleotide messenger RNA. Its product is annotated as maltase-glucoamylase, intestinal. Gene Ontology annotation, molecular function: alpha-1,4-glucosidase activity. The transcript has 9 exons. The record is from RefSeq and is a predicted model, not a curated record. Gene Ontology annotation, biological process: carbohydrate metabolic process. Bases 214 to 1860 code for a protein of 548 amino acids. Lineage: Eukaryota; Metazoa; Arthropoda; Collembola; Entomobryomorpha; Isotomidae.